UUUGCAUUUUCUAAAUCAACGGUUCUCCGUCAUAAUUGCAUUCGAAUAACAGAAACCGAUGCGGGAGCCCUUUCCCCGACUAAGAAUUACUUUACGAAGAUCUAAUUUUAGCAGUCCAGUGACUGGUAAUUUAAAGGCCAUGGUCCCGUUAUUCUUGCUGGGUUUGAAAGAUGAAAUAAUGCAGCCAUAUAUUACUCUACUCAUUAUCUGACUGUAGCUUGAGCAUCUGAAAAUACUUUCUUUUUGUCGUUAGUCCCUAAUCAACUUGGUCUCGAUAAAGUUGAAUUGUUAGUUGGACCCGUAAGUUCGUCUACCCAAUACUUGUGGCGCUGGCAUCUUAAAAGUUCACUUGACGUUUGACAAAAGGCAAUUGUCAAAAUUUGUCAUUAAACACCGGAAAGAGUUCUUGUACAGGAUGAUUAGUUUCGUGGAGAAAUAGGGGAGAUGAGGCGUUUAAAUAAUCUUGUUACGUUGUUUAGUGCAAUGUUUGCAUUUUUCUUCGGUUGCUUUCUCACAAACACUCUAGUGAAUAUAGACAAGACACCGACAAAGCAUUCUAUGCCGGGGAGCGCACAUCACAACGGGGAAUAUUUCUUAUUAAUUUUGAUAUACUCCGCCCCAAGUUACUUUGAACGACGCGAGACGAUUCGGGAAACCUGGUUAAAGCUGAGUAAUCCAAUUCGACAUAAUAAAUAUCCGGAGGAGUUCAUUUAUCUACCGCAGUAUGACGCGAGAGGAUUCUUACAAAUGGAAGACGUAAAGGACCAGAUCAACCGAUUGAGUCACUUCAAGGAUUGGCUUUCACAUGAAGAUGAGAACGAUGCAAAUAAUCGCAGGGUCAUAAAUUCGAAAUACCUCUUUGUAAUAGGCACUAAGGGACUGAGCAACACGCUUUUACAAGAAAUAAACAAGGAGCAGCAAUCGAACAAUGACCUACUCUUACUCCAUGAUGUAUACGAUUCGUAUUCGAAUCUCACAAAUAAAGUAUUGAGAAGUGUGGAAGCUGUGAUGAACCAGCUCUCAUUCGACUACAUUCUGAAAGCGGAUGAUGACACUUAUGUAAAACUCGAUUAUUUAAUAAACGAGUUACUUUCUUAUGAUCGAAAACUAAUUCGAAAUUUCGAACAAUAUAAAAAUAGUCCCAUCCCGCAACUUUACUGGGGUUUCUUCAAUGGACGAGCACAAAUAAAAACGCGUGGUCAGUGGCGAGAGCCUAAUUUUUACCUUUGUGAUAGGUAUUUACCGUACGCACUAGGUGGGGGAUACAUUUUUAGCCGAGGGAUCGCACAGUUCAUAGAAUCGAAUUCUCGGCAGUUGAGUACAUAUGUAAGUGAAGAUAUCUCUUUUGGCACUUGGAUUUCCGCUUUACGGAAUAUUUAUCGAAGGCAUGAUGUGCGAUUCGAUACAGGGUACAUGCCAAGAAAAUGUAGAGAUUACCAUUUAGUUCUCCACAAAAGAACCAAAGAACAAAUGUAUGACUUGUUUGAGAAGAAUUUCUGCACGUUUGAAGCAACCAAUGAACAGAUGGUUAAGCGGCCAAUGGAAUAUUUCUACGACUGGAGUAAAACUGCUGAUAAAUGUUGCGAUACCAUCUCAUAAUCGCCAAGCUUUGCUCGAUUUACGAGAUUCAUAUUUAGACAUGUAACGAAAGUUGUUAUAAUUUUUCCAAUAUCAACUCUAGUCAGUAUAGAUAAAUUAUUUAGAAAGAAAUGAUGGUCUAUGUAAAAAGAUUUGUGUGUUCAUGUUUAUAUUAUCCAAAUAUACUCUUCUGUAACUCAA
Messenger RNA from Hermetia illucens (black soldier fly), 1779 nucleotides. It is a transcript of the gene beta3GalTII, whose product is annotated as beta-1,3-galactosyltransferase 6. The transcript has a single exon. The coding region runs from base 445 to 1599 and encodes 384 amino acids. Gene Ontology annotation, molecular function: UDP-galactosyltransferase activity. The record is from RefSeq and is a predicted model, not a curated record. Gene Ontology annotation, cellular component: membrane. Gene Ontology annotation, biological process: glycosaminoglycan biosynthetic process. Lineage: Eukaryota; Metazoa; Arthropoda; Insecta; Diptera; Stratiomyidae.